AUGACAACAAAACGCGAUUGGCAUCAUCAAGUUGAACAUGAACGAAUUCCAGCUAAUGAAGUUCACGAAACAAAUGAUGGAAAAACGAUUCGUGUAGAAUAUCGAGAAGAAAAUGGAAUUAUUUAUAAAACAACAAAAACUUAUCGAAAUCAAAAAUUAAAAGUUUUACCAAUUGUUGCUGAACGAAAAAAAUGGAAAAAAUUUGGAAAUGCAGCAAGUGAUCCAUCUGGUAUAAAUACAGCAACAACUAAAGUUGAUGAUGAAAUAACAAUGCAAUUUAUUUCAAAUAAAGAAGAUGAUAAACAAGAUGAAGAAAAACUUAUUAAAGAUGCUGUAUCAACAUUACGAAAAGUUCAAUGUCGUUUAUGUAAAGGUGAACAUUGGACAACAAAAUGUCCAUAUAAAGAUAAUCUUCAAUCAUUUAUGGAUCAAUCAACAGAUAAACCAAGUGAUAAUGUAACAACAGCAGUUAAUACUACAGCAUCACAAGGUCAAACUUCAUCAAUGGGAACAACUGGUGAAGCAUCAACUGGUAAAUGGGUUUCUCAAUCAGCACGUCGUGGUGGUACAGGUACUGCUUAUCCUGGUGAUCGUGGAGGAUCAUCACGUGGUGGUUCUUAUGCUGGUAGACCGAGUGAUAUGAGAAAACAAGAUGAAGCAACUGUUCGAGUAACAAAUUUACCUGAAGAAACUCAAGAACAAGAUUUACGUGAUUUAUUUACACCAUUUGGUUCUGUUAGUCGAGUAUUUUUAGCAAAAGAUAAAACAAAUAAUACAUCAAAAGGUUUUGCUUUUAUAACAUUUAAUGAAAAGAAAGAUGCACAAAAAGCAAUUGAAUGUGUUUCGGGAUUUGGUUAUGAUCAUCUUAUUUUGAAAGUUGAAUGGGCUAAUAAACCACAAAAUCAAUAA
This is a messenger RNA of Rotaria sordida, 909 nucleotides long. The record is from the annotation of a GenBank genome assembly. Lineage: Eukaryota; Metazoa; Rotifera; Eurotatoria; Philodinida; Philodinidae.